Molecule: messenger RNA, 395 nt
Organism: Soboliphyme baturini
Lineage: Eukaryota; Metazoa; Nematoda; Enoplea; Dioctophymatida; Soboliphymatidae
Source: the annotation of a GenBank genome assembly
AUGAUCGCUCUUGGUGGACUGAGUACGUCGUGUGAGAACCUCAUCAACAGAAAGUUGCCCAAGGAACUGCUACUAAAGAUUUUUUCACAUCUCGACGUGCUCAGUUUAUGCCGAUGUGCGCAGGUAUGUCGAGCAUGGAAUUUGUUGGCACUUGACGGAAGCAAUUGGCAGCGAGUGGACUUGUUUCAGUUCCAGAAAGACAUUAAGGCUUGCGUUGUAGAGAAUUUAGCAAAGCGAUUCGGUAGUUUCCUGAAAGUACUCUGUUUGCGAGGUUGUGAAGGCGUGCAAGACGCUGCGAUCGAGACUUUCGCCAGAAACUGCAGCUUCAUUGAAGAACUGAAUUUGGAAAAAUGCAAACGCUUGACCGAUAGGUUUGAUACUCUCUGUUAUUAAUC